Trifolium pratense (red clover) is the source of this 2783-nucleotide messenger RNA. RefSeq names its product pentatricopeptide repeat-containing protein At1g71420. Gene Ontology annotation, molecular function: protein binding; zinc ion binding; RNA binding. The coding region runs from base 401 to 2725 and encodes 774 amino acids. The record is from RefSeq and is a predicted model, not a curated record. Lineage: Eukaryota; Viridiplantae; Streptophyta; Magnoliopsida; Fabales; Fabaceae. Gene Ontology annotation, biological process: RNA modification. The transcript has a single exon.
CUCCAAUUAGACUCGGCCAGUCCUCCCUCUCAUCCUUGUGCUUCCAUUGUCGCCCUCAUCAAUCGUCUUAAGAUGAAGGGCCAACAUGUUAAAAUCUCUCACAUUUACAGGCAGACAAACCAAGUCGCAGACUGAAUUGCAAAUUUUGCUUUUUCUAUACCUACGGGUUCCCUCUUUUUAGUCAUCCGCCCUCGAUUGUGUGAACCUUCUUUGACUAGAUGUUGCCAAUAUUUACUUUAAUGUAGUGUUCGUUUGUAAUUUGGCCUAACGGCCUCCCUACUAGCGAAAAAAAAACUAAUUAAAAAUGAAUUUGUAUCUACAUCAUAAAAUGGUGUCAAAAUAACAUUUAUCAAUUGGAAAUGUGGGAGGUUUCUAUUUAUCAAUUGUAAUCUUGUUCCCUAUGAAUAUGAUACUUGUUGGUGCAAAUAACUUCACUACAUUGAUGUUGAAAUCCAAAAAGUUUAUGCACUAUGCAUUACCAAAAUUUUGUAUAUUGCAGAAUCUUUACACUUCAAUUGCACAACCAGAAACAAAAACCAUAGCUAGAAAUGUAAACACACAAAUCCACAAUCUUUCCUUACAAGGAAAACUUGAAGAAGCACUUUCAUUUGCUUACACCAACCCUUCUCUAUCCCUUCAAGACUAUGCCUUUUUGUUCCAUGCUUGUGCUCAGAAAAAAUAUCUGCAACAAGGCAUGGCAUUGCACAAUUACAUACUUGAAAAACACCCCACAAUUCAAAAUGAUCUUUUUAUCACUAAUAACCUCUUGAACAUGUACUGCAAGUGUGGUCAACUUGAUUAUGCUCGCUACGUGUUUGAUCAAAUGCCAAGAAGAAAUUUUGUUUCUUGGACUGUUCUUGUUUCUGGGUAUGCUCAAUUUGGCUUAAUCAGAGAGUGUUUUGCUUUAUUUUCGGGUAUGUUGGCUUGGUUUCGCCCCAAUGAAUUUGCUUUUGCAAGCGUGCUUAGUGCUUGUGAGGAGUGUGAUAUCAAAUAUGGCUUGCAGGUACAUGCUGUUGCUUGUAAAAUGUCAUUGGAUUUCAAUGUAUAUGUUGCAAAUGCUCUUAUUACAAUGUAUAGCAAGUGUUCUGGUGGUUUCAGUAGAUGUUGUGAUCAAACUUCGGAUGAUGCGUGGGCUUUGUUCAAGUCAAUGGAGUAUAGAAAUCUUAUAUCUUGGAAUUCAAUGAUUUCAGGUUUUCAAUUCCGUGGACUUGGGGACAAAGCUAUUGGUCUGUUUGCACACAUGUAUUGCAAUGGAAUUGGGUUUAAUAGUGCCACGUUACUUGGUGUUUUCUCUUCUUUGAAUCAAUGCAGUAGUACUUUAGAUGAUAUCAACAACACAUAUCUGAGGAACUGUACUCAAUUGCACUGUCUCACUAUUAAAAGUGGUCUUAUUUCAGAAGUUGAAGUGGCAACUGCAUUGGUAAAAUCCUAUGCAAAUCUAGGGGGUCACAUUUCUGACUGUUAUAGGCUGUUCCGUGAUACAAGUGGCCAACAUGAUAUUGUGUCAUGGACUGCUAUUAUUUCUGUGUUUGCAGAGCGAGAUCCUGAGCAAGCUUUCCUUCUUUUCUGUCAACUUCAUCGGGAAAAUUUUGUGUUGGACCGGUAUACAUUCUCAAUCGCCUUAAAAGCUUGCGCAUACUUUGUGACUGAGAAAAAUGCAAUGGCAGUUCACUCACAAGUAAUUAAACAAGGAUUUCGGGAAGACACGGUUGUUUCAAAUGCCUUGAUACAUGCUUAUGGGAGGUCUGGCUCCUUAGCUUUGUCUAAACAAGCAUUUGAUGAAAUGCGUUGCCAUGAUUUAGUUUCUUGGAAUUCAAUGCUCAAGUCUUAUGCCAUGCACGGUCGAGCUAAAGAUGCAUUGGAGCUCUUCAAGCAAAUGGAUGUCCGUCCAGAUUCUGCAACCUUUGUUGCGCUUCUCGCAGCUUGCAGUCACGCUGGACUAGUUGAUGAAGGAGUGAAAAUUUUCAACUCUAUGACUGAAAUUCACGGUAUUUCUCCGCAACUAGAUCACUUUGCCUGCAUGGUUGACCUUUACGGACGAGCUGGGAAGAUAUUUGAGGCUGAAGAGUUGAUACGCGAAAUUCCAAUGAAACCUGAUUCUGUGAUUUGGAGUUCAUUACUCGGAUCUUGCAGGAAGCAUGGCAAGGCUGACUUGGCCAAAUUGGCAGCUGAUAAAUUUAAAGAGUUAGAUCCUAAAAACUCGUUGGCAUAUAUACAAAUGUCAAACAUAUAUUCCUCUGGAGGUAGUUUCAUUGAAGCUGGCCUUAUGAGGAAGGAAAUGAGAGACUCAAAAGUGAGAAAAAGACCAGGUUUAAGCUGGGUCGAAGUUGGGAAGCAAGUUCAUGAGUUCACAUCUGGUUGCCAACAUCAUCCACAAAGAGCGGCCAUAUUGACCCGGCUCGAGACAUUGAUCGGACAAUUGAAAGAAAUGGGCUAUGCUCCAGAGAUUAGCUCACCAUUGCAUGACAUUGAACUGGAGCACAUAGAAGACCAAUUGUUUCAUCAUAGUGAGAAGAUGGCAUUGGUAUUUGCUAUAAUGAAUGAAGCAAGUCUUACCAGUGGUGGAAAUGUCAUUAAAAUAAUGAAGAAUAUCCGUAUUUGCGUGGAUUGUCAUAACUUCAUGAAAUUAGCAUCAAAACUAUUUCAGAAGGAGAUUGUUGUAAGAGAUUCGAAUCGCUUUCACCAUUUCAAAUACACAGCUUGUUCUUGUAAUGACUAUUGGUAACAUACCACCUGCAUUCCCCCAUUUGGGAAUAUGAGAUGGAAUCUUUAUUUUUAUUCCA